Molecule: messenger RNA, 4732 nt
Organism: Linepithema humile (Argentine ant)
Lineage: Eukaryota; Metazoa; Arthropoda; Insecta; Hymenoptera; Formicidae
Gene: Ranbp16
Product: Ran-binding protein 16
Biological process (GO): protein export from nucleus
Cellular component (GO): nuclear pore; cytoplasm
Molecular function (GO): small GTPase binding; nuclear export signal receptor activity
Source: RefSeq, a predicted model, not a curated record
AAAAUAACACGCGUGUUGCGUAGCGGCGCGAGACGCUAUUACACGCGACGCCGCGGAGCGACCUCCGCGACGGCCGUAAUCCGCCGGCGGAAUCCGCGCCGGAGUCCGCGUGUGCCGUCACGUUGUACUUACGCGCCUGUUGUGUGUACACUUGUGCAUGGUGCCGCGUUUACAUUUUGUAAAAAUCGCCACCGUACAUUUCCCCGGGGAACCGCGGUGGUUCGUCGCCGGACCUGUGCGUGGCAGGAACGCCCGGAUCCGGAUAGUUAGUUAUUAUUUCCUCUCGUAGCGGUCGCGCGCGUUGACAUCGAAAAACAACGCGAAAUCAAAGCGGAGUCGUGCAGGGACGUGCCGAGAUAACGCGCGUCGCGCCGCGCUCGAUCCGCACCGCUGUGUUACGCCGUUUAUUCUUCCUCGUUUGUGUCAGGACGAGGCUCCUCCCGCGACGCGGACCGACACGGGGACAAUUAAUCGGGAUCGUCGAAUUCGCGUUGCGCGUGCGAUCGCGCGUCUCCGGCGUGUUUCUCUGUGAUAAUCACGCUACGUGAAAAAAUGUAAUGGGCUCGAUGCAAAUACGGUGAACGCGUGCAAACGUCACGACUGUGUCGCGCAUCACGUCGAGUUGUUUAUCUUGACGCGUGUUUCGCGCCGGGAUACUGUGCAUCUGGGGGAGAAAAAAAAAUAAACGAACAUUCUAUUCGGCGAGCGCACGAUCGCGCGCGCCUCGAAUUCUCGAUUCCUGACGAAAUCGCCGUUGGCGCCGAUAACAUGCGCCGUUAUUUACAAUCUAUCGGUCGUGUAUAACCUGUCGCUUCGUACGCGCUUCGUUAAAUCUCGCGUGAUAGCUGGCACGUUUUGGAAAUCUUCCAUCUGAUAAUCGUAUCUCGUGCGAUCGAUCUCGGUGAAACGGACGUGACAAUCAGUCAGCACGAGACAAAGAUUUUUGCCCUCUUACUUUGUUGCGGCUGUCGUGCGUCUGAAAAAACGAAAGAUAACAUUGUAUUAAGUUAUUAUUUCAACACGAUUGUUUAUUCUGAGUCAUCAAUUUUAUUGUGAUUGCUCCAUUAUAUAUUUCUUUGUGGCUUCUGUAUAAUGCGACUAUAUGGUAAAGUUGUAAAUGUUUCGGACAGCAAGUUAUUGAUAAAGAUUUGCGAAGCAAACCAUAUAAAAGUGGCGACGUUGUCAUGAAACUGUUAGAGUUGUCGUACCUAAAUGGAAGUAAUAAGGAACAGCAGUAGACAGUGUCAUUAAAGAUGGAUCACAUACAGGAGGUACGGCAGCUGGAGUUGCUAUGCAAGCAAUUGUAUGAGUCGCAAGAUUCGGCGCAUCGUGCUGAGGCGGAGAAGGCCCUCGUUGCUUUUCAAAAUGCACCAGAUACGCUUACUAAGUGCCAGCUUCUCUUGGACCGCGGGGACUCCGCUUAUGCUCAAUUACUGGCCGCCACCACUUUGACGAAACUGGUGUCGCGUUCGGCGCAGGGACAACUCACAACAACGCUCAGCUUACAGCAGAGGCUGGAUAUACGAAAUUAUGUACUCAACUACUUAGCAACGCAACCAAAGUUACCGAAUUUUGUGAUACAGGCUUUGGUUACACUUUUCGCUAGGAUAUCAAAGCUUGGAUGGUUCGAUUCCGACAAAGAGGAAUUUGUCUUCAGAAAUGUAGUCAGUGAUGUAGCCAAGUUUCUUCAGGGGUCAGUGGAGCAUUGUAUGAUAGGAGUGCAGUUGCUCUCUCAGUUGACAUGCGAAAUGAAUCAAAUCUCAGAAGCUGAUGCAAACAGAUCUCUGACAAAACAUAGAAGAAUAGCGAGUAGUUUUAGAGACACACAACUAUUUGAAAUAUUUAGGUUAUCGUGUACUUUACUGAGUACAGCCCGCGAAAAUUGCAAGAGUUUAAACUUCAAUGAUGAAGCACAGCAUGGUUUGAUAAGACAACUGUUGAAGCUCGCACAGAACUGCUUGACAUUCGACUUUAUUGGAACAUCAACUGACGAGAGCUCGGACGAUCUUAACACAGUACAAAUUCCGACAAGCUGGCGACCUGCAUUUUUGGACUUCACUUCGUUGAAAUUGUUUUUUGAUCUGUACCACAGUCUACCUAAUACGUUAUCGUGUUUAGCGUUAUCAUGUCUCGUUCAAAUUGCAUCCGUUAGAAGGAGCCUGUUCUCCAAUACCGAAAGGGCGAAAUUUCUGACGCACUUAGUCAAUGGUAUUAAGCAUAUACUACAAAAUCCUCAAGGUCUUAGUGAUCCAGGAAACUAUCACGAGUUUUGUAGAUUAUUGUCUCGACUGAAGAGCAAUUUCCAACUUGGCGAGUUGGUCCUGGUGGAGGAUUAUCCCGAAGCAAUACAGCUGAUCGCGAAGUUCACCGUGCAGAGCUUGCAAAUGUGGCAAUUUGCGCCCAAUAGUUUGCACUAUCUCUUGACCCUUUGGCAGAGAAUGGUUUCUUCUAUGCCGUAUGUGAAGGCGGGCGAUCCACACUUAUUGAAUACGUACACGCCGGAAGUGACGAAUGCGUAUAUCACGUCCAGACUCGAGUCAGUGGCAGUGGUGGUCAGAGAGCGUCUCGAGGAUCCAUUGGAUGAUUUGGGUGUGGUGCAUCAUCAGUUGGAACAGAUAUCUGUCAUAGGUAGAUGCGAAUAUCAAAAGACAUGCACACUAUUAGUCCAAUUGUUCGAUCAAGCAGCACGAACGUAUCAAGAACUGAUGGCGCAGACAGUGUCUCCGUCGCAACAAAUUGAUAUCACGGUUCAGGAAGGACAGCUCACCUGGCUCGUGUAUAUCAUCGGUGGUGUUAUCGGCGGAAGGGUCGCGUUCAACAGCAACGAGGAUUUUGACGCCAUGGACGGUGAGUUGGUGUGCAGGGUUCUUCAAUUAAUGAAUUUGACCGAUUCAAGGCUCGCGCAGGGUGGCUGUGAGAAAUUGGAACUAGCGAUGCUGAGCUUCUUCGAACAAUUUCGGAAGAUUUACGUGGGCGAUCAGGUUCAAAAGAAUUCUAAAGUAUAUAGGAGACUGUCCGACGUGUUGGGUCUCAAUGACGAAGCCAUGGUACUCAGCAUUUUUAUCCGGAAGAUAAUAACGAAUUUGAAGUAUUGGGGCAGGAGCGAGCAAAUAAUUUCUAAGACGCUACAGCUUUUGAAUGAUUUAUCCGUGGGUUAUAGCUGUGUUCGUAAACUCGUUAAAUUAGAAGAAGUACAAUUCAUGCUCAACAAUCACACGCGAGAACACUUUCCAUUUUUGGGAAACAAUGUUGCUGUGUCAGAAAUGCGCUGUAGAUCAAUGUUUUACACGUCUCUUGGUAGAUUGUUGAUGGUAGAUCUAGGCGAGGACGAGGAGAGAUUCUAUACCUUCAUGUUACCUCUCACAAGUGCAUUGGAAAGCCUCGGCCAGCUGAUGGGCGCUGCGGAUACACCACUCUUCGCAGCGGAGGAAGCGAAGAAAGCGCUAAUUGGUUUAGCACGAGAUCUGCGAGGCUUGGCUUAUGCGUUCAACACCAAGACAUCCUACAUGAUGCUUUUUGAUUGGAUAUAUCCUAAUUACACGCCGAUUUUGUUACACGCUGUGGAGCUGUGGCAUCACGAACCGCAAGUGACAACGCCCGUCCUAAAACUAUUCUCUGAGUUAGUACAAAAUAGGAGUCAACGGUUACAGUUCGACGCGUCGUCUCCAAACGGGAUUCUGUUGUUCCGCGAGGCCAGCAAAAUAAUUUGUAGCUACGGCAAUCACAUAUUGAACGUCGAAGUACCGAAGGAUCAGAUUUAUCCGUUGAAACUCAAAGGAAUAAGUAUAUGCUUUAGUAUGUUGAAGGCAGCCUUGUGUGGGAGUUACGUGAACUUUGGAGUGUUUAGGCUAUACGGCGACGAGGCGUUGGAUAAUGCGCUCAACACUUUUGUCAAAUUGCUCCUUAGUAUUCCACAAAGUGACCUAUUGCAUUAUCCGAAACUGUCGGCGACAUAUUAUUUGCUACUCGAAUGUCUGGCGCAAGAUCACAUGGUUUUUUUAUCCACCUUGGAGCCGAGAGUUUUUCUCUACAUCCUCUCCAGCAUCAGCGAAGGCCUCACAGCACUAGCUGUGACAUGUGUGAUUUCAGAUACUAUGGUUUGUACUGGUUGUUGUGCAACUCUUGACCACAUUGUGACGUAUCUGUUCAAGCAACUUUAUCAGAAAGGAUAUCCGGGAAGAAAGAACGCAGUCGUUCCCGGAGGGGGAGAGUUAUUUUUACAAGUUUUGAAACAGCAUCCUGAAAUACUUCAACAAAUCCUAAGUACUGUUUUAAAUGUGAUAAUGUUUGAGGAUUGUAGGAAUCAAUGGAGCAUGUCUCGCCCUUUAUUAGGUCUUAUAUUGUUGAAUGAAGAAUAUUUUAAUCAAUUAAGGGAAAAUAUUAUUAGAAGUCAGCCAGUUGACAAGCAAGCAGCCAUGGCGCAGUGGUUUGAAAAUUUAAUGAAUGGGAUUGAAAGAAAUUUACUCACAAAAAAUAGAGAUAGGUUUACACAAAAUUUAUCAAUGUUUAGAAGAGACAUAAAUGACGCCCUAAAAGGACCUAAUGUAUCAAAUUCAGUCAGUGACAUGAUGACAUCGUAGUGAUACUGCUCUCUCUGAAUUAGAUUCUUCUAGGUUCUUGCCUGCCAAAUGCUUGAAUGUGUGUGCGAGUGAAAACUCUAAAUUAAUGGUGAAAUUAAGAUACUAUGGCUUUAGAUGAGUAUAAAGAUAAUAAAUUAAAUACUACUGUUUUA